CACAACUCCCCGCCGCUUGACUCACCAAUCGUUUGGCCGCCAUUUGUUAAAAACCCUCUUCUCCUUCUCUCUUCUUCAUUUCCGAAACUAAAACCCUCUUCUCCUCUCACGAGCUCACCAUGGAGUUUGUUCCAGCUGCAACUGAGAUAUUUCUCAAUUCUGCUCAUGUUGGGGAACUCAAAAAACUCAAAAAGUUUGCAGAAGCACUAGAUCAUGUGGUUGGAGAUGGAAUACCAGCGAUUGUUAAGAAUACUAAGGAUGAUGAGGGUAAACGUGCUAUUCAUUAUGCUGCUUCCGGAGGGAGAGUGAAUAUUCUCAAGUACUUGAUUGAAGAGAUUAGAGUUCAUAUCGAUGUUAAAGAUGGAUCAGGUCAAACUCCGCUAUCCUGGGCAGCCAUAGAAGGGCACUUGGCUGCUGUGGAAUAUCUUCUUGAAAAGGGUGCCAAUCCUGAAAUACCAGAUGAUUCAAAUUGUACUCCUUUGCAUCAUGUCGCUAUGAAAGGACAUAAAGAUAUCAUACGCAUGUUACUUUCAAAAGAUAUUAAUGUGGAUGUUACGAAUGGUUUUACCUCACCGCUAAAAUAUGCUGCCACUUUUGGCGAACACGAUGCUGUUAAAAUUCUUCUGGAUCAUGGUGCCAAUCCUAAUUUGGUCUAUGAUGAUUCUACUCCACUUCUGGCAUCUAUCCAUGCCCAAUCUUUGCAAUGCGCGAAGCAUUUACUGAAGGCAGGUGCUGACCCAAAUUUUGCAGCAGAAGGAUUGACAGCUCUGCUAUUUGCAGCUGAACUGGGGGAAACACAAUUCUUCAAGCUACUGGUUGAAGCUGGUGCAGAUCCAAAUGUUACAACCCUACAUGGACUGAAGCCAAUAGAAGUCGCAGCUGUUAAAGGUAAUCGUAGAGGUGUUGAGAUUCUUCUUCCGGUGACUUCUCGCAUUCCAUCAUAUGUUGACUGGAGCACAGAUGGAAUAAUGAAGCAUGCGAAUUCUAAAAAGUUCGCAAAAAAGAUGAUUCAUAAAACAAAGGAGAACUUUCUUGAGGCAAAAUCAAAGGGCACAAGUGCAUUCCAUAGGAAGGAUUACUUGCUUGCAGUGAAAUGGUACUCGGAGGCCCUCGUCCUGAAGCCUGGCGAUGCAGCUGUACUGUCCAACAGGAGUAUGUGCUAUGUGUAUUUGAACAAAGGAGAUCUUGCUUUUGAAGAUGCUACUCAAUGCGUCUUAGCAAGACCAGACUGGCCUAAGGCUUUUUAUAGGGCAGGCGUAGCACUCAAACUGCUGAAUAGGCUUGAUGAUGCAGCUGAUGCUUUUUACGAUGGUUUGAAACUGGAUCCUAAAAAUAAAGAGCUUGAAGAUGCAUUCAGGGAGGUGACUUUAGACAGGUUGAAGGCCAUCAGUGUCCCACUUUAGAUAGUAUGGCGGUUCACUUACAUAUAUGAUUGACAUUUUGAAACCUAUUUCUGGUGGCAGUUUUUUGUCAGGUUCUGUUAAAAGUUAAAAUAUGUUAAAAUUCUGGUCUUUGGAAACAUCUGGCUAGUCUUCAUAUGUCUGUAUAGCAACUUAUUAUGCUGUGAGGUUUCUCAGUACUGAUAGUAUCAAUGUUUUUCCUUUCUUUUUUUCGAUUUAACAAUACAAAUUGUGCAAGUUUGCUUAAUUCUAUCAAACACUUCAGUAUGCUGAUGUUUAGA
This is a messenger RNA of Papaver somniferum (opium poppy), 1681 nucleotides long. RefSeq names its product ankyrin repeat, PH and SEC7 domain containing protein secG-like. Gene Ontology annotation, molecular function: protein binding. The transcript has 12 exons. The coding region runs from base 120 to 1403 and encodes 427 amino acids. NCBI's taxonomy places the organism in Eukaryota, Viridiplantae, Streptophyta, Magnoliopsida, Ranunculales, Papaveraceae. The record is from RefSeq and is a predicted model, not a curated record.